CGCCGCCCGGCUGGAACCCUCAUCCGGGAGGCUCUUGAGGGGAGCGGCCGCGCCUCGGUCUUCAGUCUCGCUUUCCUCCCUAGAUAAACGUGUGAGGUGCCCACCUCUCCCCACACAUGGUAAAGGCACCCAAAGAUGGGCAGAGUGUGAAUAGUUUGGAGCUGUUGUGUUAGAAGCUGCUGUAUCUUCAAGUGGGCAUGUGUGGCAGGAGUUUUUGGUUCCUUAUUCCUGAAGUAGAAGGAAGCUGCUACUUUGCUAAGGACCAGCUUACACUGACCUAUCAUGGCAUCCAACAAAUUUGUCAUUAAGUGUGGGAACUUUGCUGUUUUGGUGGAUGUUCAUAUUUUGCCUCAAGGCUCCAGUAAAGACACCAGCUGGUUUUCAGAUCAUGAGAAAGAGGAGGUCUGCAUGCUGCUAGAAGAAGUUGUUGCUUCAAGGGUCAAACAUUACUUGGAAACACCUAAACAACGUGGUCAAUGGAAAUCAAUGGAACGUGCACCAUCUGGUCCUUUGUUUCUUACCGCCAACAGUUUUCACAUUACUGCCUACUUUAUGAAGAGAUGGGUUAAUCUCCGUUGUGCUGUAGGGAAACGUUAUCGUGAGCUACGUGUGUUUCCAGACAGAUUUAUAGUUUGUGUCAGUAAACUUGAAUCUAAUCCAAGUGCUUGGACGUGUGAAAAUGGUGUAUUGAAAGAAGAACUUUCCAAUGGGACGUCUGAAUAUUUUACUGAAUCUGCGGAGAACAAGAAGCUUAAGAUAAGUCUGAACGAACAAAUAAAGCAAGACAUCUUGAAAGAAAUUGUGAAAAGGACAAAACCAAGGAAAAGUAGCACAAGCAAACCUCAGAUCAGCAAGGACUCCAAGAAAGUGUAUCUUGGCUCAGUGGACUCGCAGACAGGGAACAGAAAGAACGACUGUCAAACUUCUCUCAGUCCUCAAUCUGAAGUGAAAUGUAGGAGUGCAGGACUGCUGAAGGACUGCAUAACUACAGCCGAGAGCAGCUUGGGGCUUCCUGUUUUAGAGCUGGAAAAUUAUGUUAAUCAGAGACAGCCAGAUGAUGUUAGCAGCCAGCAAAAACCUCACUCCGUGGAGUGGUUGAAGUCGAGUCUUCUAAGCGAGAACCUUCCUUGUAGCUCUGAGUCAGCACUGCUAGGUCCAGAACAAAGUCAAAAAGCGACCGAAACACAGGCUCAACAGAAGAGCUGUGGUUCAGAAGAAAAGUUAGAGCAUUUAAAAAAAGUAUCCUCUGAAGGGACUCCUUUAAUUCCUAGCAAUACAGAAAUGAGUAAGUGUGAUGAUGAUUGUUUAGGUCCGUUCCCGGAGGAGAAGACCCCACUUAAUUCCCGGUUGUUUUCUAAACAAGACUUGACAAAGACUGCGUCUGAUGAGGAGUCGCUAACUUUGGGAGAAAACCUCUCCCGGCCUCUUUCCGUGAGGAACAAUAUAGUGCAGACAAACAAAAAUGAGCUAAGCACAACCACUGAAGACUUGCCUGUGAUGCCAUCACCUUGUUUAGAACUGCAGCCUGUGUCUUCAGAGAAGCUCACCCAAAAAAGAAAGAAAGAGGUUGCAAAUGGUCUCGGGAAGUUAAAACUGCGAAGGCUUAAGAAGUCAAAGUCUGAAAUAUUACCUUGAUGGCAGGGGUGGACAGCCAAAUUUGUGUUUGGAAUGCAUAUGCAAAAAGUAGGAAGCGAUUCAAAAUAAUGAAGAAGAAUAAAAAUACAAAGUCAAACUUUUUAAGAAAAUUUAGUUAAUGAAGUAUUUUAGUCCUUUGGAACUGUAAUGAAGAUAAUUCUGUUAAGUCUUUAGGAAUUAAACAUAAAUAUUGUACAAACCAGCAAAUUAUUUAUAGAAAGAAGAAUCUCUUGUAAAAUAAUAUUUACUAAGCAAAAUUUUAGAUCUGCGUAUGUUUUGGUACUAUUAAAAAGUCAUAUCAGCUGCUGACAGCAACAGUUAAAACCACUUUUGUGAUC
Molecule: messenger RNA, 1973 nt
Organism: Aptenodytes forsteri (emperor penguin)
Lineage: Eukaryota; Metazoa; Chordata; Aves; Sphenisciformes; Spheniscidae
Gene: SLX4IP
Product: SLX4 interacting protein
Exons: 9
Coding region: 283-1635 (450 amino acids)
Source: RefSeq, a predicted model, not a curated record